CAGUAUCGAUUCAGACAGUUCUACUUAGAUGCCUCGAACUCGUCAGCAACACAGAUGACAACGUCACAGAGAAACCGCUGUUACACUGAUAAUACGACUGCUCCAGACUUACCCCCAAACAUAAUAGACAUACUUUGUAAACAGACGGCUAGAUACGUCAUUGUGGAGACCACGUACAUGUAUGACGCUCCUGAAGAUGAUCCUAUUAAAGGAGCGAUCCUAGAAAUCUGUGAAAUAGAAGUUUAUGGAUGUGUGGCAACUUGCAGAAAUAAUGUAUGUGAUGACUCUGGAAACUGUGACAAUGGCUGUGUAGACGGAUACUGGGGACGGGCAUGUGAAUCUCAAUGUCCUGCAAAUUGUGACCAACGGACCUGUGACGGUACAAAUGGAUUUUGUACCAGCUGCAAGUCUGGUUACUGGGGAAAUGCAUGCAAUUCACUAUGUCCAAUACAUUGUUUCGAACGAGUUUGUGACAAAACCUAUGGUAGCUGUACACAGGGAUGUACAUCAGGACGGUAUGGAGAAAUGUGUAAUAGAACAUGCAGUAUCGGGUGUGUAGGAGGGACAUGCCACAAACAAAGUGCAACCUGUUCUAAUGGAUGUGUGCAGAACUGGGCAGGGUCUAGAUGUGACGGAUGUGACUCAAAUCAUUAUGGGUCUUCCUGUUCUAUGGAAUGCAACCAUGACUGUGAAAAUAGCACUUGUAAUGGCACUACUGGUUUCUGUACUUUGGGAUGUACGGCGGGGUUCUAUGGAGACGAGUGUGACAGACAAUGUACAAGUUGUCCGUCAGGUUGUGAUCCACUAACAGGACGAUGUAAUGGAGACUGUCUAGUAGGCAAGACCGGGGUAUUCUGUGACAAAGCUUGCAACCAAUGCUGUGAGGACGGAUGUAAGCGAGACAAUGGUAUUUGCAGUAGCUGCAUUGAUGGAAUGUUCGGAGACGUAUGUGAUAGGAACUGUAGCAGUUGCCCUACAGGGUGUGACAGAAUCUCUGGGCGGUGUAGUGGAGAUCGUCCAGUUGGCAAGUUCGGGGAGUUUUGUAACAAAACAUGCAGCAAACACUGUAGAAAUGGAUGCAUCAGACUUACGGGCAGCUGUAAUGAUGGUUGUACUGUUGGAAAAUUAGGAGAUUUCUGCAACGAACCGUGUGAUGCUCGACACAAAGCUUGUUGUAAUCAGGAUACAUGUACCAGACACUGUAAGCGUAAAUGA
Molecule: messenger RNA, 1215 nt
Organism: Magallana angulata
Lineage: Eukaryota; Metazoa; Mollusca; Bivalvia; Ostreida; Ostreidae
Product: multiple epidermal growth factor-like domains protein 10
Exons: 3
Coding region: 55-1215 (386 amino acids)
Molecular function (GO): scavenger receptor activity
Source: RefSeq, a predicted model, not a curated record